AUUUGAUAAAGGUUACCUGCACUAAAACCGCACAGCAUUUAUGUUCUUUCUUACGCUGAUCAUGGAGAAUAUCCCGUAGUGCUGAAGCAAGGACAAGGAUAACUUUAAUCGAAAUGGAAAACUUUGUUCAUUCAUGUCCUCAAAACGCUACAGAGGUCUUGGAAUCCUCCGCCAGGAUGGGCUGUGGUAAAGACAAGUAUGGGAACGAUCAGUACAUCUGUGUUUCUAACAGAAACAAAACAGGGUUAUUAGAACUAUGUUAUAAUGGUGUCAUGGAAUUGAUACAAAGAGGCAACUGUUUGGAAACUGACGGAGAAAAGCUUUAUUACGUCGAUUGUCUUGGAUUUUCAUCAGGUUGUCCUGUCGAAGAUUAUCAAAGCAACACAAUAUACCAGUAUCCUGCUUGUCAAAGCAUCAAUACUGAACAACAAUGCUAUCUUGCUGAAGUCUCAUGUCCUAACAG
Saccostrea cuccullata (small rock oyster) is the source of this 463-nucleotide messenger RNA. RefSeq lists its product as uncharacterized. The annotation marks the transcript as partial. NCBI's taxonomy places the organism in Eukaryota, Metazoa, Mollusca, Bivalvia, Ostreida, Ostreidae. The transcript is spliced from 4 exons. The record is from RefSeq and is a predicted model, not a curated record.